Messenger RNA from Drosophila guanche, 1895 nucleotides. RefSeq names its product chitooligosaccharidolytic beta-N-acetylglucosaminidase-like. Gene Ontology annotation, biological process: glycosaminoglycan metabolic process; ganglioside catabolic process; carbohydrate metabolic process. Bases 96 to 1895 code for a protein of 599 amino acids. Gene Ontology annotation, cellular component: membrane. The transcript has a single exon. Gene Ontology annotation, molecular function: beta-N-acetylhexosaminidase activity. Lineage: Eukaryota; Metazoa; Arthropoda; Insecta; Diptera; Drosophilidae. The record is from RefSeq and is a predicted model, not a curated record.
UAUUGAAAUCUCAAAAUUGUUCUUUCGGGAUAUCAAAUUAUCUUUUAACUUUGCAACGUUUUUACUACCACUUUUUCGGACGUUACUUUUACACAAUGAAGUGGCUGAUAAUUAUUUGGAUUUUGCUAGUGCUUAACGCUGCUGGCGGCACAAAAUGGCUGUGCAGCCGGUCAACUGUGUGCACGCCGGAGAAUAGGAAGUUGCAAGGGGAAAAGUACAGGGUGGCGCGCUUUGAGAGCCAGCGCGACUGCCGGCUGUCGUGUGGCAAGUACGGCGCCGUGUGGCCAAUGCCAACCGGUCCAGGCAUCAGUUUGUCGCACAGUCGCGUGCACUUUGAUCCCCAGGAGAUGCAGUUCAGUGUGGAGGCGCCCAGCGAGGCAGCCACGCAGUUCCUGCACGAGACCCGGCGGCUGUUCGUGGCAAAUCUGCUCAGGGAGUGCGCCCGCGACUGCACUGUGGCAAGCAGCGCUCGGAUCGUGGUGCUGGCGACGGUGAUCAGCGGGAGUCUGGUGCUCGACUGGCGCACGCACGAGAACUACAAGUUGGCCAUCAACUCAACGCUGGGCAAUGGCACCGUGGUGCACAUUCAGGCGACUACGGUGUACGGCGCGAGGCAUGCCUUCGAGACGCUCAGCAAUCUGGUGACGGGCAGCGUGACCCGUGGCCUGCUGCUGGUCAGCAAUGUCCUCAUCUCGGAUCGUCCGUGCUACCCGCAUCGCGGCCUGCUGCUGGACACAGCGCGCCACUUCAUGCCGCUGCAGCAUGUGCGGCGGACGCUCGAUGGCAUGGCCGCCUCCAAGAUGAAUGUGCUCCACUGGCAUGUGGUGGACGCGCACAGCUUCCCGCUGGAGAUCACCCGAGUGCCACAGAUGCAGCUGUACGGCGCCUACUCGAGCGCCCAGACCUACUCCCGCAAGCAGGUCGUCGAGCUGAUGAAGUACGCCCGCCUCAGGGGCAUUCGCAUCAUCGUGGAGAUCGAUGGGCCCUCGCACACGAACAGCGGCUGGCAGUGGGGACCCGACGAGGGACUGGGCGAGCUGUCCGUCUGCCUGCAGCGCUCGCCCUGGGAAUCCCCCUGCGCCUCUCCGCCGUGCGGCCAACUGAAUCCCAUGAACGACAACGUGUACGCGGUGCUGAAGGCAAUCUUCCGCCAGGUGGCCGAGAUGGGAGCACCGGAGGAGACCGUGCACAUGGGCGGCGACGAGGUGCAGCUGUCGUGCUGGAACAGCUCCAUGCAGAUCCAGGAGAAGAUGCUGUCGCAGGGCUACAACCUCAGCGAGAAGAGUUUCCUGCACCUCUGGGCGCAGUUCCAUCGGCGCAAUCUGUUGGCCUGGGACGAGAUCAAUCGGAGCGAGCAUCCCGACAUACCAGAGCCCAAGCCGGUCAUUCUGUGGUCCAGUCUACUGACCAAUCCGGACACAAUCGAGCGCCACCUGCCCAAGGAGCGGUUCAUCAUCCAGACCUGGGUCGACCCGCACGACUCCCUCAACAGGAAACUGCUGGAGCUGGGCUACCGCAUCAUUGUCUCCAACGCCAAUUUCUGGUACCUGGACCACGGCUUUGGGCACGCUAAAACCAUGUACCACAACUGGCGCACCGUCUACGAGGCCGACAUGCCGGAUAUUUCCGAGGCGCAGCUGGUUCUGGGCGGCGAGGUGUGCCUGUGGACCGAGUCCGUCGAUCAGAACACCUUGGAGUCUCGCAUCUGGCCACGUGCCGGCGCCGCUGCCGAGCGCCUCUGGGCAAAUCCAGUGGAAUCGACAGUCCUCAUAGAGCGUCGCUUCUAUCGCUAUCGCGAGCGACUGCUCGACCGUGGCAUCCAGGCGGAGGCUGUGGCCCCGCGCUUUUGUGUCCUCAACGAGAAACUGUGCGAUGAUCCUUAUUUCGUGUAUUGA